AUUUCUAAUGUAUCCCUGUAACGCUACAACUCUACCAUUUAACACUGGGCAAAAAAAAAAAAUUAAUAUAAUGCAUAAAUGUUGAAUAAUAAUGACAAAAUUGUUCACCCAGCAGUGAUUAAACUGGAUUGAAUUUGUCAGAAUUGUUAUUUUUACAUAAAUAUAUUCUGGGUCAUUAAUACCGUUUUAUACAUGACUACAUUCUAUCAGAUUUGUUCCAGAUUUAUAAAUAUCGGGAUACUAGAUAAACAAUCAACAUUUGGAAAUGCAAUGAGACCAUGGAAGACAUGAACAGUGGAACAUCAUUGACAACAUCCAGCUUUUAUGGAGCAAAGAACAAAAGAAAAUGGAUGGGUCUGCAGAACUCAAUAGAGACCAUGGAAAAACAGUUUAAGAAAGAGAAAAUUCCUAAACCAUUUCCAAGCAGGAUUCUGGGACCCUCUGUCAAGUGGGAAAUUUUCUUCCGACAGCAAGAUGCUUUCAGCUACAGCAGAAGUAAAUCCAAGGAUCUACAUGUAUUUGCCUUUGAGAGUGAUUCAUUUGAGGGUAAUUCUGGACAACGCCUCUACCUCGCCACAAGCUAUCCAGUCUUCUGGCAUUACUACAGUCAGAUGGAUGAUGACAAAAGGCAUCAUUAUGAAGUUAUACCUGAAGGUUGUGUGUGUAAGCUGUACUUUGACCUGGAGUUUGACAGAACCCUGAACCCUGCAGCUGACGGUGAUGCCAUGGUGGAGACAUUCAUUCAGGUAAUUUGUGCUGGACUUUCAGAAGAAUAUUCACUCAUUGCCACACGGAGAGAGGUACUGGAUUUGGAUUCAAGCACUGAGGUGAAGUUCAGUCGACACUUGAUAUUCCAACUACAGAAUGCAGCAUUCAAAGAUAAUAUUCAUGCAGGCAGAUUUGUGUCACACAUUCUCUCUCAAGUUCUUCUUGCUGUUGAACAAGGAGAUAAAGAUGCAGCCCUUGCACAGAACAUGAACAAUGUGGAAAAUAAUCAAAGUGAUGAUGUUAUAGACUCGAAUAAUGAAAAUGGAAAUAUACCUUGCUUAGAGUCAAAGGCUGAAGAUGUUGUGAAAGAGUUGACAGUCGACGGUUUAAAAGACAAUAUGAAAGAAGAUAACUGUAUGAGAAACAAAUUGCUGAAGACAGUUUCAUUAGCUGAUCUCGGCUCACUUUUCGUACAGAGCAAACAUGGAGAAAUGGUCUUAUUUUGUGAUACAGGUGUGUACACAAAGUACCGCAACUUUCGUUUGUUCAAGUCAUCGAAACUGCAGAAGAAGAAUCCCCUGAACUUGUCUGAAAAGAACCUCUACACUCCAACACUUUCCCAGGGACAGUCAACAGAGGAGGCUGUGUUUUUUUACUCCCUUAUCGCCAAUGUUAAGUAUAGCAGUGCUCUGAGGGUUUUGACAUUUGAGACGGAAACUGAAAUGAAGCAGCAAAGGAAACGACACGACACAUGCAAGAAAGGCGAGGCAACAAUUGAUGGUUACAGUAAAUCCCCCUACCCCGAAGUGGAUGAAUACAUCAUAAGCCUUAUCACACAGGACUCUGGGAAGGGUGUUAUACGACACUGGACCUACUUUCAGGAAGGAGAGCUGCUGGUGUAUGAAAUCACCAGAUACAGAUACUGUCACAAUAUAGGACGUCAUCAUAAGAGCAACAAUGUCAUGUUAAUUGCCGACCUUCAGCGAGGAGUGUUUUACCAGAAAUGUCAUGACCCAGACUGCCAUAUGCAGAAUUACAAGUCUCCAGAAUGGCCGUUGCCAAGGCAUGUGUUACCAGCCAGUUACUUUGAUGACCUUGAGGAGGAAGGUGACAACGGCUCCAGUGACAUGGACGAUGAAGAACUCCUCAACAGCACACUAGAGCUGGAAAAACACCUGCAACACAGGAAUCCAGACCCAGAAAACACAUGUGACGAUUUUGAAGAUGGUUCUGAUGAAAUCAUAUUACAGUCAGCAGUAAUUUUGGAAUCUUCCCUCGGAAGAUGAUAUUGGCGAUAGUAGAAGACUCCCUCAGACCCAUUGUCGUGCACCAUCUGACAUUAAAAGUGUUUCUUACAGGAAAAGAUUUGCAUACUUGUGCCAAAGGUUAACAUUUUAUCUUGUAUGCAAUGUAGCAUAUUAUUCUUUUACAUAUAUGUGAUUACAAAUUUUAAUGAAGUACCGUACACGUUUUGUGCAUUUUGAUUCAUGUGUCAAAAGGAAUUAGAUUUUUUUCUUCAACAACAAUAAUAACUAUUCUCUAUUCCUGUGCAAGGGCAAACAAUCAUAGUAUUUGUGUUAUCCUGUGUCACUUUUGAAUUGUUAUAUAACACAUUCUGUGAUGACUGGAGAUACAAAAUAACAGUUUUUAGCUGUACUUGCCAAAGGCCAGAAGAGCUUAUGCGAUGGUAAUGUGUACGUAGUAUGUGCAUCCGUGCGUCUGUAAACGAUUGCUUGUGAACACGAUACAGUCUUCAGUUUUGAUUGUAUCUCGAUGAAACUUGUGCAGUAUCUAGAUAUCCAUUAGAGCUUGGUUCCUUUCGCAAACCAGCCAGAUCCGCCAUGCAUGCCUAGAUUAUGGCCCUUGAUAGUAUAAAAGAAUGCUAUUGUGUAAACAAUUGGUUGUGAACAUGAUACAGUCUUCAUUUUUGAUUGUAUCUCGAUAAAACUUGUACAGUAUUUAGAUAUCCAUUAGAGCUCAGUUCCUUUCGAAAACCAGCCAGAUCCGACCAUGCAUGCCUAGAUUAUGGGCCUUGAAAGUAUUAUAAAAUCAGUUCGUCUGUAAACAAUUGCUAGUGAACCUGAUACAGUCUUCAGUUUUGAUUGUAUCUCGAUGAAACUUGUACAGUAUUUAGAUAUCAAUUAGAACUCGGUUCCUUUUGAAAACCAGCCAGUUAUACUUUGUAAGGGAUGGACUACAUUUGAAAUAAUGCCCCUUGGGCAAAAGCUGGCCCCACCCCUUUUGACUUACUUAUUAAUUUUUAAAGCUACAGUAAUGAAAUUUUGACCAUGUGAACAGUUUUGCAAACAAGCAUUAAUGUUGUCCUCGGAUGUCCUUGACUUUGACCGACUUUUUAUUUUUAAAGCUAUAGAAAUGAAAUUUUGACGAUGAGUACAGUUUUGAAAGCAAAUAUUUUUUACCCUCAGAUUACCUUUACUUGGCACAUAUUAAAAUAGUUCAUGCAACUAAUCUGCUAACAACACUUCCAUGUCCUCAGAUGUUGAACGUGCAGCAUUUUCAGCUAACCCAAACACUAAAAGUGAACUAUAUAUUUGUUGCCUGUUACUCAAACGUACAUGCUCUGGAUUGAAAAUGACCACAAGAGCCAUGCCAGUAGAGCAUACGCCCUUUUGGGCCUCUUGUUCAAUUAAUGUGUUUAUUCAUUUGUUGUGUAAAAGAAUAGUUUGGAAUAGGAAUAGAAAAUAUAUACCAGUGUAAUGUAACAAUCCGAUAGCAUUGUUUGUAUUUAUGUACAUGUCUACAUGUAGUCCAAUAUAAUUUCUUUUAUUCAUUUAUGGCGUUUUGUUGGCUGUCUAAUGCACAUCCCCUUUUUUAAGAACUAGCAAGCUGUCAAAGUGUGUCGCAAUAAAAUAAACAACUGUAUUUUAAAAUCUGAAGAAAAUUGGUUUUCAGCUGUAGAAAACUGAUGUCCUAGCAAUAGCAUGCCAUUGUAGACAUAUCUGAUAGUUCUGGCUUCCAAUGUUUUUUAAUCUUCGCCAUUAAUUUUUGUCUAGCAUGUUUACAAUAAGCUUGACACAGUUGUCACAAAAGCAGAACUUCAGUGCGUCAGCCUGUAUGUUGGUCACACAAAUGUUGGCUUGUCUUGGCCACGCAUUGGGGGAUUUAAAGUAACAUGACAAAAAUGUUACAAUGAGAAGAUGCCAUGGUGUGUGCGAAACCCAUGUCCAAAUCAUUAUGACAGGUCAUUGUUAAAGAAAUCUUGUAUUUGGUUUGUCUGCUGUGUAACUUGGCCAUGCAUUUGGGGAUUUGCCUUAACUAUGUCUGUAGGUUUAAGGUCAACAUCUUAUUGGAGUGGUCAAAAUUCUUUUUUGUUGGGGCUGUUACUUGGCCAUACAUUGAGCAGUUAUAAAAUAUAUCAAGGAGAUGAUGUCUAGUGCAA
Molecule: messenger RNA, 4108 nt
Organism: Mya arenaria
Lineage: Eukaryota; Metazoa; Mollusca; Bivalvia; Myida; Myidae
Product: DNA-directed primase/polymerase protein-like
Exons: 16
Coding region: 279-1994 (571 amino acids)
Biological process (GO): response to UV; replication fork processing; mitochondrial DNA replication
Cellular component (GO): mitochondrial matrix; nucleus
Molecular function (GO): chromatin binding; DNA-directed DNA polymerase activity
Source: RefSeq, a predicted model, not a curated record